Molecule: messenger RNA, 3447 nt
Organism: Malus domestica (apple)
Lineage: Eukaryota; Viridiplantae; Streptophyta; Magnoliopsida; Rosales; Rosaceae
Source: RefSeq, a predicted model, not a curated record
AUGAAAGGCGUUGGUAAUUUUCUUCUUCUCCUUCAUAUCGUCUUGCUUUUCUUGCUUCCGUCGAAGGCCGUCAUCUCAUCACCAAAGACACAGGCAGAAGCUCUCAUAAGCUGGAAGAAUAGCUUUGCUUCACCACCCCCUGCUCUCAAUUCAUGGUCUCUUACAAACCUCGACAACCUUUGCAACUGGACCGCCAUUGUUUGCUACUACAACACCAAAACAGUUGUCGAAAUAGACCUGUCCAACUUCAACAUCACAUCGACACUAAGCCAGUUCAACUUCAUGCAGUUUGUCAAUCUCACCCGCUUCAACCUCAAUGCCAACAAUUUCACAGGGCCGAUACCAUCUGCCAUCCGCAACCUCACCAAGCUCACAAUCUUGGACUUUGGCAACAAUUUGUUCACGCAAGAAAUACCUGCGGAGAUUGGCAAGUUAGCUGACCUGGAGUAUCUGAGUUUCUUCAACAACAAUCUCACCGGUACAAUUCCUCAUCAGCUAAGCAAUCUCAAAAAGGUGAAGUAUUUGCUCCUAGGAGGAAACUACUUGAGAAUUCCUGACAGCUCUAAAUUUUCAAGCAUGCCUUCAUUGACGUACCUCGACCUUUUUCUAAACUAUAUAGUCUCAGAAUUCCCAGUGUUCAUAGCUAAAUGUUCAAACUUGGUGUUCUUGGACUUGUCUCAAAAUUAUUUUAGUGGCCAAAUUCCAGAACUUCUAUUUACAAAUCUAGGCAAGCUUGAGUAUCUCAAUCUCACUUCUAACGUAUUCCGCGGACCCUUGCCAUCAAACCUUCCCAAGCUUAAGCACCUUCAUGUAGGAGUGAACCUAUUCAGUGGCCAAAUUCCUGAAGAUAUUGGUUUAAUGUCUGGACUUCAACGUAUUAACCUAUUUCAAAAUUCCCUUGAAGGGAAAAUUCCAUCAUCAAUAGGCCAACUCAGGGAGCUUCAAUUCCUUGAUCUUCAUAAGAAUUCCUUAAUAUCUUCAAUCCCUUUUGAGCUUGGUUUUUGUACCAACCUCACCUAUUUGGGCCUGGCUUCAAAUUCCCUCGACGGGGAACUGCCUCUCUCUUUGUCCAAUCUGAACAACAUUGUUGAAUUGGGUUUAAGCGAUAAUCUAUUCACUGGUCUAAUCCGGCCUUCUCUAAUCUCCAAUUGGACUGAAAUUGUCUCUUUCCAACUUCAAUCUAAUAACUUCAGUGGGAAUAUUCCAGCAGAAAUCGGUCUCUUGACAAAACUCAUGACCCUUUAUCUCUUCCAAAAUAAUUUCUUUGCCGCAGUUCCCCCGGAGAUUGGAAACUUGAAAGAUUUGAUCGAUUUGGAUUUAUCAGAAAACCAGCUAUCCGGGCCAAUUCCUAUGACAAUGUGGAGUCUCACCAAUCUUCAAAGCUUGCAACUUUUCUCCAACAAUCUUAGCGGAACAAUCCCCGAGGAGAUUGGUAACAUGGUGUCACUGGCUACCUUCGACGUCAACACGAACGAACUGGAGGGAGAGUUGCCGAAGAACAUCUCUCUCCUCACAAGCCUGCAGAGCUUUUCUGUUUUCACAAAUAAGUUAUCGGGUGGCAUUCCAAGCAAUUUUGGGAAGUACAGUCCUGGUCUUACAAAUGUUAGCUUUUCAAACAACAGCUUCUCUGGAGAGUUGCCACCAGAGUUGUGCAGCGGAUUCGCUUUGCAAGUUCUCACAGUGAACAUUAACAAUCUCACAGGGUCUUUGCCCGAGUGCUUGAGGAAUUGUUCAGCAUUGUCUAGAGUCCGGUUUGAUGUGAACCAGUUUACCGGGAACAUUACAAAUGCAUUUGGUGUUCAUCCCAAUCUUGAAUUCAUUGCUCUUUCUGACAACCAGUUUGUUGGUACACUCUCACCACAGUGGGGAAAAUGCAUAAACAUCACGCAUAUGCUUAUGGGUGGAAAUAAAAUUUCGGGUCCAAUCCCAUCUGAGCUUGGACAAAUGACAAAACUUGAGCUUCUAAACUUGAGCCAGAACCACUUGACUGGGGAAAUACCGGCACAGAUUGGUAACCUACUCUUGAAUUACAUCUUGGACCUUAGCAGCAAUUCUCUUUCCGGAGCGAUACCUUCAAACUUGAAACAGCUCACAAAAUUAGAGGUUCUCAAUGUCUCACACAACCAUCUCUCAGGGGAAAUCCCCACAACAAUUCUAAAAAAUGCUAGUGCACAUGUCUAUGACUUUUCUUAUAACAACUUGACAGGUCCAAUCCCAAGUUGUGUCAUUCUCCUAAAGGCAACAGCCAAUGCUUUUGUUGGAAACUCUGGAUUGAUAAAAGAUAUGAAGCGACUAACUAGUGCAUGCCAGUCCUCCAGAAAACAUUCCAAAAAGAACAACACUAUCGUAAUUGUUACCUUCCUAUCGUCGUUUGGUCUCGUAGUUGUUGCAGCUGGAUUUGCUUUCUUUCUUAUGCAUCGCAGGAGAUCCAAGUACCAUCCCAAUGAAAUACAAAUUACUCAGAACUACGAGAGUUUUGAGUCAACUAUAUUGCAAGAGGAAGUGAAAUUUACAUUUGGGGAAGUUGUGAAGGCCGUAGAGGAUUUUCAUGAGAAGUACUGCAUUGGAAAAGGAGGGUUUGGAAAGGUUUACAAGGCAGAGUUGGAAUCAGGCCAAGUUGUUGCAGUUAAGAGACUUAACAUGUCAGACUCUAAUGACAUUCCAGCAAUUAAUCUCCAAAGUUUUCAGAAUGAAAUUCGAACUUUGACAAAUCUCCGACACCGCAACAUCAUUAGGCUAUAUGGAUUUUGUUCAAGGAGGGGCUGCAUAUUCUUGCUUUAUGAAUAUCUGGAGAAAGGCAGCUUGGGAAAAGCAUUGCAUGGCGUUGAAUGGGUUAAUGAACUUGGCUGGGCAAUGAGGAUCAAAAUUGUGCAAGGACUUGCCCAUGCACUCUCUUACAUGCACCAUGACUGCUCUCCACCAAUUGUGCACCGUGAUGUAACUGUCAACAACGUAUUGGUCGAGCAGGAUUUCGAGCCCCGACUCUCAGAUUUUGGAACAGCAAGAUUGUUGAAUACUGAUUCAUCCAACUGGACCACAAUUGCUGGCUCAAUUGGGUACAUGGCACCAGAGCUUGCAUUCACUAUGCAAGUCACUAAUAAGUGUGAUGUAUAUAGCUUUGGAGUGGUAGCACUAGAAGUCUUGAUGGGAAGGCACCCAGGGGAUAUGCUAGAGUCCCGGCUACUAGAAUCAUCAAAAUCGUUGAAGGACAAUGCAGAAUUGCUUUUGAAGGAUUUGUUGGACCGACGGCUGGAGCCUCCAACGAAUGAAUUGGCAAGGGCGGUGGUGCUUGUGAUGAGUUUAGCCAUGGCUUGUAUACGUACAAGUCCUGGGUCGAGACCCACAAUGCUUUUUGUGUCUCAAAAGCUAUCAGCUCAAAGUCUGCCUUGCCUUUCUGAACCGUUUGGUACGAUAACCAUCAACAAACUAAUGGGGUUACACAAGUAG